AUGUUCAGACCGACACAAUGCAUGCAGGGUCGCCUCCGGUUGACCACGAAGCAGAUCGGUCCUGGUUACUACAAGGGUAACAGGACUGGUUCGAUGGGACAUUUCGGCCGCAAGAAGGGAAUAUACAUCAUCGACUGGGAGAAGGUCCGCACCUACGUGGUGCCAGAGGGGCUUGCAGAAUUCAAGCUCACCCCUUUCGUGACGAAACGCAUGGAACCGACGAGGACGCUAUACACCAAAACCAUUGAUCACGGAGAUAAAGAAGCCACAUACCCUCGAGGAUACACCGGCAAGGAUUUCUUGAAGGAGUGGACUGAAGAGAACGACGCCGAGGUUGACGAGCUGAGACUGCGUCAGGAGGAAAUCAAUGCAGAAGAACCAACCGAGACGCAAACCACCAAGAGCGAGAAGGAAUAUACUCGUGGCCAACCCUCUGCAGAGGCUCGCUGGCCGCGCGACCAGGCUGUUGUUUGGACAGCUCACUGCCUAACUAGUCUCCCCACACACGAUGCUAUCUCGCUGACCGAGCUGUACGGAGUAAACAGUCGCAACUCAACUCCUUACCUUGACGCCUCCAAAGCCAUGUUUCCAGCGUUUACAGGCAGUACUCGUCGGCCUCGACAGGUCAACCUCUCGACCCGCUCCACGAACCUCUUUUCCGGCGCUUCUCCAAAACGUCAACACCCCUCUGGACAUGGCUCGCAGGCAACACUUGCCAUUGCACAGCACGAGAGAGCCCAACGGCAGCUGGAAAGGGAUCGCCUAAACUCGAGCCAGACGAUCCAGAGGACCUGGCGAGGAUAUAGGAGCCGAAAGAUAACCUGGAGUAUUUGGCGGGAAGAGUGGGAUGAGCACGAGAGAGCUAGAGGGAUAGGGUAUCGACCGGCCGCUGAGAUACAAGGCACUGCGUACUCUAGUAGCUUAGAGUGCGCAAAGCAGCUACGGCUUCUCUUGCAGUUUAUCCAGACGACGAGUCAGGAAGAUGCUGCCAGGCUGGGAUACUUUUCUAAAUGCCUUCAGCGGACGGUGGAGACCACAUCGCUGUCGACAGAGGGAGAAUGGACGGCCAUACUUUCCCGUCUCAUGAUGGUAGCGCUGGAUAUUCUGAAAGCUACCAGCCGGUCCAACUCGAUAUCCUACUCAAUAGACGACCUGCUGCAGCUACUGGUCUUUCUCACAAGGCUGAUACCGAAGCAGAUGGCGCGGCAAGCUCGUAAAUACUAUGAUGUCAUGGCAAAGCUGACCCUGGAUUCAAGCACGACGAACUUCACCCGAGACCGUCUCGUGGAAGCUAUUCUCGCCCUCUUACAACCUAUCACUUCGGAAACGCUAGUUGUAUACGAGUGGUUUGCCCGGACAUACCUUACAAUCCCUUUUCUUCAGGACCACCUAGGGACCAUUAAUGAUCUCGCCGCACAAGUGAACUAUAAGCUAUUAGCAUCCGUUAUAAGUACCAAUAUCCUACCCUCACAGUCCUUUACCCAUGCAGAGCAGGUUGAGCCUCGAAUCUGGCUUCUAGCAUAUUUCAUUUAUUUCCACAGGCAUGCGCUAGGGGGCCAGGCCAUAAACCAGACGCCAGAGGUACUUUUUGUGAAGGUCGUCUCUUUGCUCUUGAGCUCUGCCGCAACAUACAUCUCCCAACGGCUUGAUCUAGACGAUUUCCGAGACAGUCAACCUUCUCAGGAACUGAAACCGUUACCGCCAUUUGUAAGAAGCGAGAUAUUGACAUUGAUCAACCAAAAUAGCAUUACGCAUUUAUUGUCGCUAGCUGGGAAAGGAGAGGUGGUAGGGAAUGAUAUACAGCAGACAGGGGAAGACGACGCAAAGAGUCUUGCCACUUAUGCCCUCACCCUACUAAGGAUAUUCCCCAAGCGAGGAGAUGAAAUACGCAUGUGGCUCUACCUCGGUUCUGCUUCGAUAUACGAGGACACAACUUCGACUGCUUCCAAGCUACCUGCAAUAAAGUAUUUUUGGUAUGCAGCGAGGACAACUGAGGUGUAUCUCAAUGUUUCGAAGAACCCUCAUGGUGUCCUAGCUAUGCUUCUCCCCCCUGGCAAUGACGAGAAUGAGCAGGUUCAACAACGAUGGAACGACCAGGAACAGCAGUGGACUGUUAUACUCAUAUUUCUUGAGCUUUACACGUUCCUUCUCAAAGUUCUGGAUGACGACGAGUUCUUUUCAGGAGCCAGCACUAACAAAUAUACAUCCUGGACGAAAGAAAGCGCACUCGCCCUAGAGGAUAUCAAAGAGUUGACGAUAUUUUUGACAAAUCUUGCUUUCACACUUUACUGGAAUUCGUCUGAGUUGACGGCUGCAGAGACUGAUAAAACGUUCGAGAUGCGUGAUUACUUCAGUGUAUCUGGCCCGCGUGAAAUCAUUCCACCAGCUCCACGCAAGCCUCAAAGUAAGGAUUUGGGCGGAGCAACCGGAAUCCCUCUGCAUUAUUUUAAGGGGCUCGUUACUGGAUUAUUGCGGAUGAUACAUGAGCGAGACUCACGGCGCAGAUUUUUACCCGAUGGUCACUGGCUCAUGACUAACCGGUUUGACAUGACAGGGUUCAUUCCUGCAGUGGUGGCAGAGGAAGAAAACAGACAUCAGCUACAAGAUGAUGAUGAUGAGAGUGAACCAGAGGAUGAGGCUAUUGAGGAUGCCCUUCAAUCAUCAUUAGGGCUGGUGGGAACCGGCAGAGAGCAAAACCUCCGCCGGAUGGAAAUAUUAAGGAGGCGACAACUGCAAGCGUCCAGGCGAAAGGAAUUAGAAGCCGUGGCACCCCGGUUGGAGAUCCUCCGAAACAUGCCCUUCUCUAUCCCAUUCACGACGAGAGUCCAAAUAUUCCGGGAGUUCAUAUAUCGAGAUCAGAUACGAAGGAGGAAUGGGUAUGUGGACCCCGAUUCGUGGAGGCUAUCCAUCGCCCAGGGUGCUACUAGUCUUAACGAUGACGGUUUCGGGGCACGAGAUCUCCUAAGUAAACACCACGCGAAUAUUCGACGAGAGAGCGUAUUUCGGGAUGCGUUUGAGUCUUUCUACUCGCUCGGGGAAGCGUUCAAGGAACCGAUUCAAAUUACAUUUAUCGACAAGUUCGAUACCAUAGAAGCCGGAAUCGAUGGCGGUGGUGUCGCCAAGGAGUUCCUGACAAGCGUCAUAAGUGAUGCCUUUAACCCAACUGAAUUCCGAAGCAUGUUUGUUGAGAAUGAUGAGCAUUUACUCUAUCCAAAUCCUUCGUCGAUUGAGCAGCUGAAGUCUCACCUUCGUGCAAUUGGGGUUGCUGAACGGAGUACACACUGGAAUGAACAUAUACGAGACGUGUUGCAAGAAUAUGAGUUCUUGGGACGCAUUAUUGGCAAAUGUCUUUAUGAAGGCAUCCUCGUGGAUGUCAGUUUUGCUGGGUUCUUUUUGCUAAAAUGGGCUCUUACUGGGGGUGCGGGCUCAGCUUCAAGGGAGUCUUCUUAUCGGGCAAAUCUAAACGAUGUCCAGGAUUUGGAUAAAGGCUUGUAUCAAGGCUUGCUGCAACUCAAGAAUUACCCUGGAAACGUGGAGGAUUUUGCUCUGAAUUUUACAGUGACCGACACAGUCCGCGUGCUAGACUAUGAAGGCGGCUAUAAAACGGAAACAAUAACCCGUGAAUUGAAGCCUGGUGGCUCUAAUAUCCCCGUCACGAAUCAAAACAGGCUGGUGUACAUCUCAUACAUUGCCCGUCAUCGCCUUCAACUACAGCCCUACCUUCAAACAAACGCCUUUCUCCAGGGCCUAGGCCAAAUCAUCCAGCCAUCAUGGCUAUCCAUGUUCAACCAAGGCGAGCUGCAACGUCUUGUCGGAGGGGACGCCAUUGAGAUCGACGUCGACGACCUCCGCCGCAACACAGUGUACAGCGGUGUUUAUGUAUUGGGAGAUGACCAACAGGACCAUCCGACCAUAAAGAUAUUCUGGGAAGUACUGAAGGCCAUGCCCAAUGAAGACAGGCAAAAGGUCCUGAAGUUCGUUACCUCGACGCCACGCGCUCCGCUGCUGGGAUUCAGUCACUUGAAUCCUAGAUUUAGCAUUCGAGACUCUAGCUCUGACGAGGAGCGACUGCCUAGCGCCAGCACCUGUGCUAAUCUCCUGAAACUUCCCCGGUAUUCAAAUGCACAUACGCUCCGGGAGAAGCUGAUGUAUGCCGUGAACUCGGGAGCUGGGUUUGACCUCAGCUGA
Molecule: messenger RNA, 4188 nt
Organism: Arthroderma uncinatum
Lineage: Eukaryota; Fungi; Ascomycota; Eurotiomycetes; Onygenales; Arthrodermataceae
Product: IQ and HECT domain-containing protein
Exons: 5
Coding region: 1-4188 (1395 amino acids)
Biological process (GO): protein polyubiquitination; ubiquitin-dependent protein catabolic process
Cellular component (GO): mitochondrial large ribosomal subunit
Molecular function (GO): structural constituent of ribosome; ubiquitin protein ligase activity
Source: RefSeq, a predicted model, not a curated record